AAUUUUUUCACCUCCUGAAACAUAUCCUCCAACGUUUCCACGUACUUCUCGAUCCUGUCAUCGUCCUUUCCACUUUUACACAUCAAUUCACAUUUGGCGAGCAACCGCCUUAAAUUUACUUCUUGCCUGGACAAGCCCAUAGUUUAAUAUUUUCGAAAAUAAAGUGAUCGACUCGAUUUUAUUUACAUCACCAGGUAACUGUCACUGACAUGUCACUGACGUUUCGAAAAUUUCUAGGUUAUAACGCAAGUAACUGUCACUGGAACUGGAACGGUUUUGCUAUACAGGGUGAUCCGUGUUGAUGAUUGGAUUAAAUUAAUCCGUUUGGAUGAGCCGUUAAUAAAAAAUCCACACGAAGCUAUUGUGAAGGAUUUUGAUUUGUUUAUACUUAUCAUUAACUACUUAUCUCAAGUAUAAUCGAGCUACUAUUGAUUGUUAAACAAAUUAGAUGUCUAUAUCUAAUCGGAGAUUUAUUAUUCCAUCAGUGAAAUAACACCUAACAAUUGAUUUCGUAUAUUAUAACUAAUUUACAGUUUGUCAAUACGCCAUGUACGAAUUGGAAUACGAUAGUAAACUCGAUCAAUUCACCGAAGUUAUUUUCAAUGAAUUUUCCGACAGCUCGGACGAGGAAGAAGACAACACCAGCAUACCCUUGUUGAUUUUAAAGCGGCGAAAAAUUAAAAGACACGUCCGAUCGUCUCUAACGAAUUUCACGUUAGCGAGAUUGAUCAGCAGAAGCGGCAAACUGAACGUGUUCCUUACCAAAUUGUCCAACAAGAAUUUGACGUACAUCAAAGACCUGGGCAAUACGUUGCUCGGCAUCCAGUGGAAGUGGAUCCUGUUCACGCUCAUCGUCGUCAAUUUCGUUUGCUUCUUCGCGUUCGGGCUGCUGUGGUACGGCAUCGCGAUCAGCAGCGGCGAUUUCGAUCAGAACAACACCGAUUUCUGUGUCAUCAACACCCGCACUCUAACCGGGUACUUUUUAUUGAGCGCGGAAACUAUAACUACGAUAGGAUACGGUUACAGAUAUCCAACGGAACAAUGCAAUUUGGGGUGGUUGAUGUUGAUGCUGCAGGUUCUACUCAGCGUUGCUGUUCAAGGGGUUCUGGUUAGCGUUGUUUACGUUAAAAUCACCAAGCCCAUAUCCGCUACAGCUCAAAAGAUAUUCAGUAAAAAAGCUGUGAUUUGUAUAAGAGACGGAAAGCUGAGGUUCGUAUUCAGGAUCAACGAUUUCAAGAAGAAAAUUUGGUGCAGUACUUACAUAUCGUUGUAUUUCAUUGACAAGGAGCUGGUCUAUCCCAAUGAGGAGUACGAUAUGAUUCAGAUGAAGAUCGAACCGCACGGUCUCCUGAUUUUCCCCUUGGAAAUCGAGCACGUGAUCGACGAGGAGAGCCCAUUGUGGUCGUUCAGGCCCCUGGACAUCUUGCAAUCCAGAUUCGAAAUAAUUGCAGUGGCUGAGGGUAGUUCGAAUAUUACCGGUCAAAUAUCUCAAAAUAGGACUUCCUAUAGUAAUAGCGAUAUAUUGUGGGGACAUCGAUUUGAACCUUGUGUAGAUUACGAUACGGCGAAAAAUCGAUACGUAGUCGAUUAUAAAAAGUUUAAACAAACCCAGCCGUUUGACACGCCUCUCUGCAGCGCUAAGAAGCUGAAAGAUAUUCGCAGGAAAGUCUCCUUACAGGAAUAGCGACAAUUAAAAAAAACUAUUUAUUUUAUUACUGUGAUAUUUUUUAUUAAAGUGGACGUAUGUCUGUAUAGGUCGAGA
Phyllotreta striolata is the source of this 1762-nucleotide messenger RNA. Lineage: Eukaryota; Metazoa; Arthropoda; Insecta; Coleoptera; Chrysomelidae. The record is from the annotation of a GenBank genome assembly.